Molecule: messenger RNA, 1465 nt
Organism: Musa acuminata AAA Group (dessert banana)
Lineage: Eukaryota; Viridiplantae; Streptophyta; Magnoliopsida; Zingiberales; Musaceae
Product: casein kinase 1-like protein 4
Exons: 13
Biological process (GO): signal transduction; endocytosis; peptidyl-serine phosphorylation
Cellular component (GO): cytoplasm; nucleus
Molecular function (GO): protein serine/threonine kinase activity; ATP binding
Source: RefSeq, a predicted model, not a curated record
CGUCGACACUGAUAACAAACGAGCGGGUUGUUCGCGAGUGUCGUCCCAGAAAUUACCGGAAAUGCCCCGUCGUCGAAGAUGACGACUACUCCGUAUCCAGAGUUCUCUCUCUUGACCCCUCUCUCUCGUGAAUUCUUUGCCUCCGAUCGAAGCCCUAUUUUUUGAUGCUCAUCUGACGGAGGAACGGAGGACGAGUAGGGAAUGGAUCGGAUCAUCGGGGGGAAGUACAAGCUAGGGCGCAAGAUCGGCAGUGGAUCCUUCGGCGAGAUCUAUCUUGCGACCCACUUUGACACGUUUGAGAUCGUCGCGGUGAAGAUCGAAAACAGAAGGACCAAGCACCCACAGUUGUUUUAUGAGGCCAAGCUGUAUAACAUUCUUCAGGGAGGAAGUGGCAUCCCGAACAUAAAAUGGUGCGACAUUGAUGGAGAGGAUAAUGCUCUUGUUCUCGAUUUGCUUGGUCCAAGUCUGGAGGGUUUGUUUGUCUAUUGCAGUUGCAAGUUCUCAUUGAAGACUGUUCUUAUGCUUGCAGAUCAAAUGAUUACAAGAAUAGAGUAUGUGCACUCGAAAGGUUUUUUGCACAGAGACAUUAAACCUGAUAACUUUCUGAUGGGUCUUGGAAGGAAGGCCAAUCAGGUAUACAUCAUCGAUUUUGGGCUUGCAAAAAGGUAUAGGGAUUCUACCACAAAUCGUCAUAUCCCAUACUGAGAAAACAAAAACUUGACUGGAACUGCUUGCUAUGCAAGUUGCAAUACUCGUCUAGGAAUUGAGCUAAGUUGUCGGGAUGAUUUGGAAUCUCUUGGUUAUGUUCUUCUGUAUUUUCUCAGAGGAAGUCUUCCAUGGCAAGGUCUGAAAGCUGCCACAAAGAAACAGAAGUAUGAUAAGAUAUGCGAGAAGAAGCUUUCAACUCCCAUUGAAGUUUUAUGUAAAUCGCAUCCGGUGGAAUUUGGAUCUUACUUCCAUUACUGCCAUUCUUUGGCAUUUGAGCAAUGACCUGAUUAUGGAUUUCUGAAGCGCCUCUUCCAUGACUUGUUUAAUCGUGAAGGUUAUGAGUUUGAUUAUAUUUUUGACUGGACUAUUUUGAAAUAUCAGCAAACCCAGAGGACAAAAUCUCAACCUCGAAUCUGUCCUGUCUAUGGUGGAAUGACUAGCCGGAUUAUUCCAAUGGAUGUUGACAAACAUCAAGAGCAUGAUUAUGUGAUGGUACAGAGCACUACCCAUUUGCUGUGAGGAUUCCGGAUCAAGUUCCUGUAGAAAUCUGUUUUCAGGAUGGAAAAAAUGGUGAGCAGGUUUUUCCACCAGUAUUUACCAGCAUAUGAGAGACUACUUUGAUGAAUCGAAAGGUAUUAUGACAAUUUCCAUCAAGCUAUAUUUUAGUUCUUUUAACAUGUUUUAUGUCAAUAUCAAGAAAAUAAUUAGCAGCUGUUGGAUAAACUUAUAGAUAAAUAAUAGGGAAAAUUUUAGUUCA